CGCACCGGAAGUGCUUCAGCGUAAACAGCCCGUCGUCGAGCGGAGCGCCAUGGGCUCGAGCGGAGCGGCGACGCGCGUGCUUCUGGCCGCUCUGUGCGGCGUGUGCCAGGCGCUGCGGGGCGGGAUGCUGUUCCCCACGGAGUCUCCCUCCAGAGAAGUGAAGGACGCGAGCGGCCUGUGGAGCUUCAGGGCGGACCUGUCCCCGGAGCGGAACCGCGGCUUCGAGCAGGAGUGGUACAAGAGUCCGCUCGCGGAGACGGGGCCCGUUAUUGACAUGCCGGUGCCGUCCAGCUACAACGACAUCACACAAGACAGCAAAAUCCGUGACUUCAUCGGCUGGGUGUGGUAUGAGAAGAGCGUAUGGGUGCCGUCGCGCUGGAUCCAGGACCGGGAAACACGGAUCGUGCUCCGAGUGGGAAGCGCUCACUAUCACUCAGUGCUUUGGGUGAACGGGGUCGAGGUGACCGAGCACGUGGGCGGCCAUCUCCCGUUCGAGGCGGACAUCGGCGGCGUCCUGCGGAGGACGAGCGGCGGCACGUGUCGGAUCACCAUCGCCGUGAACAACACUUUAACUCUUGAGACGCUUCCACCGGGAACCAUCCAGUACAUGAGCGAUCGCACCAGAUACCCGGCUGGCUACUUCAUUCAGAACACCAACUUUGAUUUCUUCAACUACGCUGGACUCCACCGAGCGGUCCUGCUGUACACCACACCGAAGGCGCACAUUGAUGACAUCACAGUGGAGACGACCUUCUCUGAUAACAUCGGGCUGGUCGGGUUUAACGUGUCCGUGCUGGGCAGCUCUAAACCCGCUGUGAAGGUCACGCUCUUCGCUCAGGACGGCAGAUGCGUGGCUUCGGCCGACGGCUCCAGAGGGGUCCUCAAAGUCACAGACGUCAACCUGUGGUGGCCCUAUCUGAUGCACGAAAACCCAGCUUACCUGUACUCCAUGGAGGUUCAGGCGACAGCAGAGGACGGACAGACGGACGUUUACACUCUUCCUGUGGGAAUUCGGACCGUUAAAGUCACCAGCACACAGUUUCUCAUCAACAACAAGCCCUUUUACUUCCACGGAGUCAACAAACACGAGGACGCAGACAUCCGCGGGAAGGGCUUCGACUGGCCUCUGGCGGUGAAGGACUUCAACCUGAUGAAGUGGAUGGGAGCCAACUCGUUCCGCACCAGUCACUAUCCCUACGCCGAGGAGAUCCUGCAGACGGCCGACCGCCACGGCAUCGUCGUCAUAGACGAGUGUCCCGGAGUAGGAAUCAAAGACAUACGCAGUUUCGGGAACGUCUCUCUGGCUCAUCACCUGACGGUCAUGGAAGAGCUGGUCCGGCGUGAUAAGAACCACCCGUCUGUGGUCAUGUGGUCUGUGGCCAAUGAGCCGGCGUCUGAAAUGCAGCCCGCCGGAUUCUACUUCAAGGAGCUGGUGUCUCAUACGAAAUCUCUGGAUUCGUCUCGGCCGGUCACGUACAUCACAGCCAGCAACUACGCCAGAGAUCUGGGGGCUCCGUACGUGGACGUGAUCUGCGUGAACAGCUAUUUCUCGUGGUAUCACGACCCGGGUCACACAGAGAUCAUCGCUCUUCAGCUCAACACUCAGUUUGAUAACUGGUACGGCAAAUACCAGAAACCCAUCAUCCAGAGCGAGUACGGAGCAGACGCCGUGGCCGGCCUCCACAGCGAUCCACCCAUGAUGUUCACAGAGGAGUAUCAAAAGACGGUCCUGCAGAACUACCACAACGUGUUCGACCAGAAGAGGAAGGAGUUUGUGAUUGGAGAACUGAUCUGGAACUUCGCCGACUUCAUGACGGCUCAAACUAUCACUCGAGUGGUUGGGAAUAAGAAGGGAGUCUUCACUCGGCAGCGGCAGCCCAAAGCCGGAGCGUUUCUGCUGCGAGAGAGAUACUGGAGGAUCGCCAAUGAGACAGGUGUGCUGCCCACCUGGGCCAGGUAUCCCUGCCAGUGAGCCAGAUUAGCUGCUUCCUGUGACCAGGUCAGAACGGACUGUUUAUCAAGCGGAAGUGCCUUAUAUGUGCCACACUAUGACAAUCACGCCUGUGGGAGAAUCACAGACUCGCGGGAAUCCACAUGCUGUUUGUUCUUCCUGAAGACACAACUUUCUAUCGAUUGUUUUGAUUUGCUUCUGAAUCACAGUAACACUAUUAAGCUGGAACAGGAACGUUUAUUUCCUUUUAAUGUGCCUUUUUGUGGCGUUCAGACUCUGGGAUUUUUAUUGUGAACGUUUGCAAUGAUAUUCAGAUGAGAGAAUCUUUAAUGAAACCUGUGGAGAACGUGACCGGCUCAUCUUUAACCUCUAAAAAGAUCAUAAUUCUGCUUUAAAGAAACAUUUAGGACCGGCAAUUGCAUUAUUUAGCAUUAAUAUUAAGACACAUUUAUCCCCAAUUUCAAAACACCUAAUAAUAUUUGGUUUACUUCUAAUGCAGAUUUCUAUAAUAAUAAUAAUAAUACUGUUAUGUAAUUAUAUCUAAUAAUAAUCCACUAAGGAUCAUUAACAUGAUUUAAAUAUGCUUAUAUUAUGGCUAUAUUAACUUCAUUCAGAAUUAUAUUUCAAAAAUAGCUGCAUUGCAGUAAUUGCAAUAUCUAAUGAAAAUCUAAUAAGGAUCAUUAUUGAGAAUAAUAAUAAUAAUAAUAAUAAUAAUAGCAAAAGAAAUUUUUUUGAGGAGAAAUGUGAGCCAGGUUUCUGCUUAAUGAAUAAAUGUCAGUGUAAAUAUACUCAUGCUGUGUAUUUCACUGUCAUUUGUUAUGAAUUUUUAUCUUCUGGUAAUAAUUGGCUCCAGUCUUUUAAUGACCAAGAUAUUUCUGAUUUUAGUUUCUUCUCUGUGUGUGUGUGUGAGUGACCAGUGACGUGUUGAUUUUUAUACUGUACUUUAAUUACUUCAUGAUGAAUCUUUAGUACAUGUGCACAUUGCAGACAUUCCUCAACGAUGGCAUCCAAAUAAACCACAUUCCAUCAGA
Molecule: messenger RNA, 2982 nt
Organism: Puntigrus tetrazona (Sumatra barb)
Lineage: Eukaryota; Metazoa; Chordata; Actinopteri; Cypriniformes; Cyprinidae
Gene: gusb
Product: glucuronidase, beta
Exons: 12
Coding region: 50-1972 (640 amino acids)
Biological process (GO): glucuronoside catabolic process; carbohydrate metabolic process
Molecular function (GO): beta-glucuronidase activity; carbohydrate binding
Source: RefSeq, a predicted model, not a curated record